Molecule: messenger RNA, 2091 nt
Organism: Nicotiana attenuata
Lineage: Eukaryota; Viridiplantae; Streptophyta; Magnoliopsida; Solanales; Solanaceae
Product: RING-H2 finger protein ATL52-like
Exons: 1
Coding region: 342-1583 (413 amino acids)
Biological process (GO): protein ubiquitination
Molecular function (GO): transferase activity
Source: RefSeq, a predicted model, not a curated record
GUCACAAAUCUGCCAAAACAAAGAAAUUUCUAGUAAACUUCCUCUUUCUUCUUUCAUCCUUACCAAAAAACCAAAUGAAAAUCUUAGUAAAAUACUAUGUAGUAAUCCUAUAUCUCAUGUCCACUGAGAUGUAGCAGAGUGGAAAAAAUUCCAAGAAAAGAGGUACUACAAUUUGCUUAUUUUCCCCUAAAUAAUAUUCAAGAAUGAUACAACUUUUCAUAGUUUGUUAAAAAUUCCAAUGUAUUGUAUAAUCCUAGAAAAAGGGUCAUCAUCUUCUUGGCUUCUUGUUAUUUUCAAGGUAUUGUUUUGUGUUCCUCUAUUUCUUAGUUUCUGUUUUUUUAAUGGCUAUUUUUGAUAGAAAGAUGUUAGUAGUUACUAUAUUAAAACCAAAUCCAUUAGAAAAACCUCCAAUUUUUUCAGAAAAAGAUACUGUGUGUUUGAAUUGUACACCAGAUGAUUGUCCUGAUGAUUGUGUUGGAUUUGUUCCUAGUGAUGGUCCUUAUUUUCCCCCUCCUCCACCACCUUAUGUAACAAAUGAUAAAUAUCACAUGCCUUUUUAUUUUAUUUUAAUGCUUUGUGUUCUUGGGGCUGUUUUUGUGUUUAUUUGUUACAUGUUUACACUUAAGAGAUAUAGGUCCAAUUCUAGGACAAGGAGAAAUAAUCUUCAACAAAUGAAUGAAAAUAGAGAGGAUUUUAUUGAUGAGAAUCUUGGACCUGUGGUUGAUCAUCCAAUUUGGUAUAUACGCACAAUUGGACUAUCACAAGAAAUAAUUGAUUCAAUUACAGUGUUUAAGUACAAAAAAGAUGAAUCUUUGAUUGAAGGAAGUGAUUGUUCUGUUUGUUUGACUGAAUUUGAGGAAGAUGAGAGUCUUAGGUUAUUACCAAAAUGUAGCCAUGCUUUUCAUAUUCCUUGUAUUGAUACUUGGCUAAGAUCACACAAGAAUUGCCCGUUAUGUCGCGCUCCUAUAGUUUCUAAUAUGGAUAAUGUACCUCAAGCGAGUAAUGUUGUGGAAGUUGUAUCGAUCAUGAAUAUUGGUGGUGAAUCUGGUCCAAAUGAAGUCGAAGCUGAGAAUGGAAGGCAAAGUGAUCAACUCGAGAAUCUUGAAUUGAGUGAAGAAGAAAAUCAUGAAAAUCUUGAUAAUGAAGAGGGGAGAACGAUGGACUUAUCGAUGAAAAUUCCACGUGUUGUUGAUGAAAGGAAGAAAGGGGUUCGUGUUUUUAGCGAUUUGUCUGAGCAUAGAGUCAAAGUGAACGACGAACUGCAGCCAGCACGAAGAUCGGUCUCAAUGGAUUCUUCUACUGCUCAAGUAAUUCAUAAUCUUGCUAUGAAUGAGAUCAAUUUGGGAAAAAUCGAAGGGUGUUCGAGUUCGAAUGAUCAACUUGCAGAAAGGAAUAAAGGGAGUUUAGAUAUUAUGUUAAAAAGAGGAAGCAAAAAUUCAAGUUUGUAUAAAGUAAUGAAGAGUUCUUCCUUUGGGCGUUCACUACAAAAAGUUCCUAUUAGUAUGAAGAGGUCUUUCUCUACUAGUGGAAAGUGUUCUUUGCCAACAACUAGUAGGACUCAAGAUCUAAGACAAACAAUGUAAGAACAUUUCAUUUUGGUUCUUGAAAUUUUCAAGUGGGGUUCAAGAUUUUCCUAUAUGUAUUUGAGCCAUAUGAAAAUAUUAAGUGUAAACAUAAUGUUCCAAAUAAUAAGGAAUUUGGAACAGCUGAAUCCAGCAAAGUGAGACUCUUGAAAUGAAGUUCUUGGAAAUAUUGUUUUUGCUUGUUAUUAUUUAGUGAUUGUAGUAGCUACUAUGUGAAUGGAGCCUUCGCGUAACCGGUGAAGUUGCUGUCAUGUGAUCAGGAGAUCACAGGUUCGAGCCGUGGAAACAGGCUCUUGCAAAAGAUGCAGGGUAAGGCUGCGUACAAUAGACACUUGUGGUCUGGCCCUUCCCAGACCCCGUAUAUAGCGGGAGCUUAGUGCACCGGGUUACUCUUUUUUACUAGCUACUAUGUAUUACAUACUUACUCUUUCUAUUCCUCAAAAAGAAAAAAGAUGUUUGAGUAUAUUAAGUCAAUGUUGUGAUGCAUAAUACAGCAGGAUAUUAUCAA